Molecule: messenger RNA, 572 nt
Organism: Drosophila elegans
Lineage: Eukaryota; Metazoa; Arthropoda; Insecta; Diptera; Drosophilidae
Exons: 2
Coding region: 54-563 (169 amino acids)
Source: RefSeq, a predicted model, not a curated record
UAUUCUGUAAAAGUUCGUUUGGGUUGGAAGUGACAAUAACCGCAAGUUUAUCGAUGGCUGGGAAUAAACCAGUACCAAAAUUUAACGAUAAAUUGGAGAAGUACUGUCGACGUCUAUUUUAUAUGGAUCCUGUUGCAGAACCCACUCCGCUGGAUCCAUCUGCGAUUGAGUACUUUGGAGUCUUUAGUGUUAGAGAUCCCCAGGCCCCAGACCGCAAACUUUGGUACAUUUAUUAUUGCUCGCAGCCGGAUAUUUCUGAUGUGGUGGAUAAGGUACGCCAGAAGUUUGGCCGGAAGAAUGUGUAUGAAAUAUAUCAGAAACCCACAUUCAGCGGAGUGGGUUUCCGUCGGAUCGUAAAGGAUUAUUUCUCCCACUUGAAGUGGAUUAGUAGAGGAAACCUUUUGGAAGCCCCUUCAAAAAGUUAUUAUAAUGAUAAGAAGGUGGUGAAAACAGUUUCAGAACUGCACUACAAGGAGCAAAGAAGGCUGUUUGACUAUAUAAUGGUACAGCACGAUUGGUUCAAGCGGUGCAAUGAUCAGAAACCACCCCCACUACGUCAUUAAAAACGUAAA